Aspergillus heteromorphus CBS 117.55 is the source of this 1610-nucleotide messenger RNA. It is a transcript of the gene rmtA, whose product is annotated as protein-arginine omega-N methyltransferase HMT1. Gene Ontology annotation, biological process: peptidyl-arginine methylation. Gene Ontology annotation, molecular function: protein-arginine N-methyltransferase activity. The record is from RefSeq and is a predicted model, not a curated record. The transcript is spliced from 7 exons. NCBI's taxonomy places the organism in Eukaryota, Fungi, Ascomycota, Eurotiomycetes, Eurotiales, Aspergillaceae. Gene Ontology annotation, cellular component: nucleus. Bases 105 to 1154 code for a protein of 349 amino acids.
CUUGCCAAUACUUCAUCUUUUCUUUGCACCUAUCUCCCCCCACCCCCCCUCCUCUUUACAUAUCUUCCUGCUUCUAUUCCCCCGCCACCAGCUGAUCCGCAAAUAUGGCCGGAACUGAGGGAGCAGAGUCUGCUAUCACCGCCAGCAGUGCUGAUCGCAUGGUCGGCAUGGACCACGCCGAAGUGCGUUACUUUACGAGUUAUGAUCACCAUGGCAUUCAUGAGGAGAUGCUUAAAGACGAUGUUCGCACUAGAUCCUACCGCGACUCCAUCUACCAGAACCGCCACAUCUUCAAGGACAAGGUCGUCCUCGAUGUCGGAUGCGGAACUGGUAUUCUCAGCAUGUUUGCCGCCAAGGCUGGUGCUAAGCAUGUGAUGGGUGUUGAUAUGUCUUCGAUCAUUGGAAAGGCGCGUGAAAUCGUCGCUGCCAACGGUCUCUCGGACAAGAUCACCCUCCUGCAAGGAAAGAUGGAGGAGGUUGUCCUUCCCUACCCCAAGGUCGAUAUCAUCAUCUCCGAGUGGAUGGGCUACUUCCUUCUCUAUGAGAGCAUGUUGGACACCGUCCUCUACGCUCGCGACCGUUACCUCGUCCCCGGUGGUAAGAUCUUCCCCGACAAGGCCACCAUGUACCUGGCUGCGAUCGAGGAUGGCGAGUACAAGGAUGACAAGAUUGGAUUCUGGGACAACGUGUACGGAUUUGACUACAGCCCGAUGAAGGAGACCGCCCUUACGGAGCCCCUGGUCGAUACUGUCGACAUGAAGGCCCUUGUCACCGACCCCUGCCCCAUCAUCACCCUCGAUCUCUACACCGUCACCACUGCCGAUCUGGUUUUCAAGGUGCCUUUCCGGCUUCCCGCUAAGCGCAGCGAUUUCAUCCACGCUGUGAUUGCCUGGUUCGACAUUGAAUUUGGCGCCUGCCACAAGCCCAUCCACUUCUCCACCGGCCCCCACGCCAAGUACACCCACUGGAAGCAGACCGUCUUCUAUCUCCGGGACGUUCUGACUGUGGAGGAGGGAGAGGUUGUCUCCGGUGUGCUGGAGAACAAGCCCAAUGACAAGAACAAGCGUGAUCUCGACAUCAACAUCGCCUACAAGUUCGAGACCGAUGACCUGAACCGCGUCUCUGAGGGCAGCUGUUCCUACAGAAUGUGCUAAAUGAUUGUUAAUAUCUACUGUUCUUUCGGUUGUCUGCCGUUCUGCUUGGAGUCGAUUUAUGUUCUGCCAGUAACAUAAGAGGGUUUGGCCCCGUGGGCAGCAUAGCAUUUUAACGGAAGUUCGUUUAUCUGGAUGUUGGGUUGAUGAAAGAUUCUUUUGACUUUCUUUCUUUUUGUGUCAUGCCAAUUCUUCUCGUCAUUUUCUUUUUCGGCGUUGUGUAUGGAAGGCAAUGGAACGGCAUCAUCAGUUGGCGCGGUAUGGAGAGAUGGUUUCCGCAAGGACGAUUAUGAAGCUCCUCGAAUUUCCCAAGAAGAUACCCCGAGUCGACGCUCAAUCUAACACCUCCGACGUUCUCAUAUAUUACCUAGCUUCAAGUUCUUCAAUAGUACCAGGUGCAACUGACCACGUGCGAACCGGGGCUCUGUCUGCCCAAUCCCGGGGUUGCUUCUAUUAUCA